Messenger RNA from Malania oleifera, 1503 nucleotides. Its product is annotated as protein BIG GRAIN 1-like E. The transcript has a single exon. Bases 109 to 1122 code for a protein of 337 amino acids. Gene Ontology annotation, biological process: auxin-activated signaling pathway. The record is from RefSeq and is a predicted model, not a curated record. NCBI's taxonomy places the organism in Eukaryota, Viridiplantae, Streptophyta, Magnoliopsida, Santalales, Ximeniaceae.
AACCAUUCUCUCCACAAACCUCACAACUCCGAUCCCUCCUUUUAUUCCUUCCCUCCACUUCAAUUCUCAACCCCCAUUCCCAUAAGUACUCAUCACAAUUUUCCAGCCAUGUCCGUCAUGGGACUUUCAGACCCGGAGAAGUUUCACAAGAAGCCAUUCCAUCGGAGAAACGACUCCGGCGAGCUGGACGUGUUCGAGGCCGCCCGAUACUUCUCUGGUGGCGGUGAAGCAGCCGGUUUUCAGGGUGGGGGGUUUCCCCACCAGAAGGUCACCAGAGAAGAGAAGCAAACAGCUUGGAGAGGAGCACGAAUUAGCCUAGAUGUGCCAAUGAGUAGAAACCAAUCACUUCCCCAGCAGUCUCAUGGAGUGGAAAAGCAAGUACUUAAAGAGAAGAAGCACAAGCAACCAAGCUCUCCAGGUGGGAAACUAGCUAGCUUUCUGAAUUCUCUGUUCAGCCAAACAGCUUCUAAGAAGAAGAAGAAAUCAAAAUCAGCCACACAGUCCAUGAAGGACAUUGAGGAGGAGAGCCCUGGUGGAAGGAGGAGGAGGAGAAGCAGCAUUAGUCAUUUCAGAAGCGCCAGCACCACAGAUUCCAAAUCAAUUUACUCUUCCUCAAGCUCCGGGUUUAGAACACCUCCUCCCUAUGCCAACGUCACCCCCACAAAGAGCUACAAGGAUCUCAGAAGCUAUUCUGAUCACAAGCAAGUUAUGUCUCUCUCGAAGUACAAUGGGUACCUGAAAUCCUCCGCUUCGCAUGAAGAAGCUCUGGAGCACAAGAGAAACAGAGAUUCCCCUGUUUGGCUGGAUGAGGAAUUCAGAUUCAGCAAUGGGAUCUCUGCAGGUGAUCACAAGUGUAAGAAUUUCUGUUCUGGGUUUGCAGAGAAAGACAGAAUUUGGGUCGAUCACAAGUACCCGUCAGAGGCGAUCAAGGAAUUGAACAAUUUCAACAGGGUGGAUGAUGAUGAUGACGAUGAUGAUGGUGCAGAGAGCGAUUCAAGCUCUGAUCUAUUUGAGUUGCAGAACUAUGACUUGGGGUAUUACUCGAGUGACCUGCCUGUGUAUGAGACUACUCGUAUGGACAGCAUUAAGAGAGGAGCACCAAUUUCCAACGGCCCCCUAUAAUUCUGUACAUGCAUGAUCUGUACUGGGACUUUAAUUUCCCCUUCUGAUUUCUUCCGAAGCUGUGGGAAGGAAAAAUGUUAAAAUUCUUGUCCAUAUUGUGGUAGAACUGGCUGGUUCUUUUCCUUAUGAGAUUUGUUUGUAGUCAUUUCAGUACCCUUUUUUUUUUUUUUGCUGUACCUAUAGUGUGGAAUGUUUGUUUGUCUUACCUUUAAAAAUUUUUAUAUGCUUUGGGGCCUAUGUUCUUGAGUGGAAAUGGAACAUAGAAGUUCCAUUGAAGGAGCGUGCCUAGAUUGUGCCAUGAUUAGAGAUUCUCCACUAGAGCUAGCUUGAUUAAUGGAAAAACAUAUAUAAAUGUAUGAUCCAGCCAUGUGCAUUUCAUCA